Molecule: messenger RNA, 519 nt
Organism: Chaetomium fimeti
Lineage: Eukaryota; Fungi; Ascomycota; Sordariomycetes; Sordariales; Chaetomiaceae
Product: ribosomal protein L5 domain-containing protein
Exons: 3
Coding region: 1-519 (172 amino acids)
Biological process (GO): translation
Cellular component (GO): ribosome; cytosolic large ribosomal subunit
Molecular function (GO): structural constituent of ribosome; RNA binding
Source: RefSeq, a predicted model, not a curated record
AUGUCUGAGAAGACCCAGAACCCCAUGCGGGAGCUCCGCAUCCAGAAGCUCGUCCUGAACAUCUCGGUCGGCGAGUCUGGUGACAGACUGACCCGUGCUGCCAAGGUGCUGGAGCAGCUGUCCGGUCAGACCCCGGUCUACAGCAAGGCCCGGUACACUGUCCGCACGUUCGGCAUUCGCCGUAACGAAAAGAUCUCGGUGCACGUCACCGUCCGUGGCCCCAAGGCCGAGGAGAUUCUCGAGCGUGGUCUCAAGGUCAAGGAGUACGAGCUCCGCAAGCGCAACUUCAGCGAGACCGGCAACUUCGGCUUCGGCAUUAGCGAGCACAUCGAUCUCGGCAUCAAGUACGACCCCGGCAUCGGUAUCUACGGCAUGGACUUCUACUGCUGCAUGACCCGCCCUGGUGAGCGUGUCUCCCGCCGCCGCCGCUGCAAGGCCAGAAUCGGUGCCAGCCACCGUAUCAACCGCGACGACACCAUCAAGUGGUUCAAGCAGCGCUUCGACGCCAUCGUCCGCUAA